ACCGCGAAGUAAAGAAGGUAGAAGAAUCAAAAGUAGUCGUGAGAAAUUUUCACUUGAGUAUGGUUGGGACUAAGAUAGAGGUGUUCAUUCCUUGAAAAGGUUUCUUCCUUUGUGUAUGUGAGGAGUGAAGUGUGUGUAUAUAUAUAUAUAUAUAUAUAUAUAUAUAUACAUAUAUAUAUAUAUAUAGAGAGAGAAACAAUUAUUUUAAUUAAAAAUAGGAUCAAAUAGAGUGACCAGAUUGCCAACGUAUGCAUAGGUGGGAAUUCUAAUAGAUGAACUAUUUAACCGAUCGGAGAGAAGGGAGAUUAUUUUUCUUCGGUUUUCGCAGGCAAGAUUGAUCGUGUUUGAACUUCCAAUAUGCCAUACUAUAACAGCAGCCAUAGUCCAGCAGUUUAUAACAAAGAUGGUGGCUCGAGCGGACCAUCGAGUACUUCCGGUGGCCGUGGUAGUAGUACCGAACCACCUACAUACAUGAUGGAACAUUUAGCGACAUUUACAGUGACGAAAGAGAUAGGCAUUGUUUAUCCAGCUGAUGGUAUGCGUCGUCUUUUGCAAUUAGAAAAAAGCAAUGGUAUAUGGAGUCAAAAGAUGCAACUUCGUUUAGAAAGAAACUGGGUUCUUAUCAUGGACAAUGAAACUGGGGCCGUGAUGGAACGAUUUCCAGCGUCUUUGAUCCAAGAACCAACUGCAUUUACAUCGAGAGACCCAAUGGAGAUGUACAACAACAUUUUGGUAUUUUCGGUCGCUGAUGACAGUGGUUCUCAAAGAGCAGAAAUGCAUAUCUUUCAAUGUCAAAGCGUAUCCGCUCAAGACUUGGUAGAGGAUUUGAAAAUGCUUCAAAUGGGGAAACUCGUGCCAGGUGGUUCGCCUAGAGGUCCAAGAGGUCAAAUUCCACCACCACCUGCGUUACCACCACCUGAACCUCCAUUGAAUGGUGUGAAUGUACGCGAACAGGUGUCUGCUUUUAAUGCGGCUAAUGCCGAUGGCCAGAACGAUAUAUCUCGCGAAGAAAACAACGACGAAGUGUCCUCAACGUCGUCAGAAAAAUACGAACGUGACGUGACGAUAUUGAAUCAUUGCUUCGACGACAUUGAAAAAUUUAUUGCACGUUUGCAAUAUGCUGCAGCUGCAUCGAGAGAAUUGGAACGUCGACGGCGUAACAGAAAGUCGAAAAAGAGAAACCUGGGUGAUGGCAUGUUAACGAUGAGAGCAAAGCCACCACCAGAGAUGGAGUUCAUUGAUAUCUUUCAAAAAUUCAAACUUUCUUUCAACCUUUUGGCCAAAUUGAAAGCGCACAUUCACGAUCCCAAUGCACCGGAACUGGUACAUUUUCUUUUCACGCCACUUGCUCUGAUCGUUGAUGCAUCUCACGAUACGAAUUAUGAACCGAAUUUACCAAGCAAGGUCGUAUCACCUUUAUUGACCAGAGAAGCGGUCAAUCUGUUAAUCAAUUGUGUUACCAGCAAGGAAACUGAACUCUGGCAUUCUCUUGGCGAUAUGUGGCUCAUUCCUCGUGACCAAUGGAAAGGACAUGUACCACCUUAUCAUCCGAUCUUCACGGAUGGUUGGUCACCGGAAUAUCCCAUACCAGAAGACCGAGAUCAUGAUCAUCUUGCUUCCCUUUUGAAUGCUGACAAGCAAAAGAGGGAUGAACUUCCUGAACAACAAAACGAUCCUUAUUACAAUCAUCGAGACGUCGACGAGUCACAUUAUAGUAGCGAUUAUCUCGAAUACGAUAUCAGAGAGGAUAGAGCUGGUACCGAAAACUUUGAUAGAAAUUACGGAACGACCUCGGAACUUUAUGCAAGAGAAGAAAGAGUCGAACAAACCAGAGCUCACAGUGAUAUAUCAGUAGAUUCCAUUGAAAGAGCACCUAGAGGUGCUGCCAUUGAAAGAGCUCAAGAAGUUUGGUUGGAUGAGCUCGUAAAUAGAAAUGCUAAGAUCGUUCACGUUACUUAUCCUAGAACGGCCAACAAUGAUAAAGAAUUGACGGUUGUCAGAGGUGAAUAUCUGGAAAUACUCGAUGACAGUAGAAAGUGGUGGAAAGCGAGAAAUUCUAGGGGUCAAGUUGCUCAUGUGCCACAUACUAUUGUUACGCCUCACAAUCCAUCUCAGCCUGCUGAAAACGAUGUAUUUAAUAAUCCAUUAUAUACAAGUCGAUAUCCUAGACAAGGACAUGGCUAUAGUUACGAAGAUUCUGAAAUUGAAAGGACUAGUACUAGUCCGGGGCCAGAAGCAGCUCAUCGAACUCAUGCGAUUCCACCACCAGCACCCGCGGAUUGGGUGAGAAAAGAACGUCUUGGGAAAAAAGAGAAUUUGACUACAUCUAAUGAAGUUUCAAGUACAAACAACGUAUCCAGUAACACAUUGGGAAAAACUCAAACAAUGGAAAAAAAGAAUGGCCCGAUAGUCAUAAUCCAACCAUUACAAAUGACAACUUUAAAAAAUAAAUUGAAAAACAAUGCACCAAAGCCACUAACACCAAUACCAUUAGCAUCACCAGCUCCACCAGCAUCGCAAACACCAUCAGCACCACCACCAUUACCAGUACCACCUGCAUUAUCACCACCACCACCACCUCCACCACCUCCUCCAGUUCUACAGACUCAAAAAUCAACUACAUCGACGGGUUCCAACAAAUCAGAAUUAUAUAAAAAUAAUAAAUCUUUGGCUGGUACGUGUAAUCAAGACCAAGUUCAGGAGGAACUUAAACAUGUGUUAAACAUGUUUAGACAAAAAAAACGUAGCCCAAAUAUUCUUGAAAUGCAAGCAACAGUUUUACAUCAAUAUUCUACUCCUCGUGAAGUUCAAUCUUGGUUGACUGCAAAAGGAUUUUCAGAUAAAGUUUGUAAACAAUUGAAAGAUAUGACCGGUGCUGAAAUAUUUAAUCUAACAAAACGACAAUUGGAACAAUAUUUUGGUCCUAAUGAAGGUGAAAGGCUGGAGAAACAGCUCAUCUUAUCACGAAACGAAUGUGGGUACGAGACGACAAGGGUAUCAGAAUUAAAACAGAUUUUAGAGAAGGUUCGGCAAAAGGCAGAAUAAACCAAACAAAAAGGCACAAUUAUAAUAGGUAUAUAUAUAUAUAUAUAUAUAUAUAUAUAUAUAUACAUAUAUA
Messenger RNA from Vespa velutina, 3118 nucleotides. Its product is annotated as epidermal growth factor receptor kinase substrate 8-like. Gene Ontology annotation, cellular component: plasma membrane. Bases 358 to 3045 code for a protein of 895 amino acids. NCBI's taxonomy places the organism in Eukaryota, Metazoa, Arthropoda, Insecta, Hymenoptera, Vespidae. The record is from RefSeq and is a predicted model, not a curated record. Gene Ontology annotation, molecular function: actin binding. The transcript has 11 exons. Gene Ontology annotation, biological process: Rho protein signal transduction; regulation of Rho protein signal transduction.